AUGAAGAUCUUAGCCUUGUUGAUGUGUAUAGCAGUACAAAGGGUCAUCUCCAGGCCAAUAACGCUGAUGUUGCCAUGCGACGAAAUUGACCUUCAGGACAUAAACAUAACAACGAAGGGGCAAAUACUGGUGAAUUCAGCUACACAGAUCUACGAGGCAACGGAAGGGAACAUGAUACACAAAAUAAUGUUCUACAACCAGAUAUUAUACUCGGCAGAGAGGAAUGACACGGCGACGAUGAGGAAAGUGUUUGUGGAGGCCACAAAAACGGACACCUUGAUGGCAAUAGAGACGAAAUAUCCAAAUGGGUUGGAUAUGCAGUACUUCAGAAUCGACGGCCACGACGCAAUAAAAAUAACAUUCCUUCAGACUACUGCACAGAACGUGAAGAUAGCAAAAACAAACAUGAAAAGUAAAAAAACAAAAACGUAUGUGUGGAGAGCCGAACAUGUGGGAACUAAAAAGUGUACAAAAAGACGAAAUUAA
Messenger RNA from Theileria orientalis strain Shintoku, 486 nucleotides. RefSeq lists its product as hypothetical. The record is from RefSeq and is a predicted model, not a curated record. NCBI's taxonomy places the organism in Eukaryota, Apicomplexa, Aconoidasida, Piroplasmida, Theileriidae.